This is a messenger RNA of Penicillium cataractarum, 1893 nucleotides long. RefSeq lists its product as uncharacterized. The record is from RefSeq and is a predicted model, not a curated record. Gene Ontology annotation, molecular function: ATP hydrolysis activity; ATP binding; ABC-type transporter activity. Gene Ontology annotation, cellular component: membrane. The transcript is spliced from 8 exons. The coding region runs from base 1 to 1893 and encodes 630 amino acids. Lineage: Eukaryota; Fungi; Ascomycota; Eurotiomycetes; Eurotiales; Aspergillaceae.
AUGGAAGACCAGCAUUUUGACCUCGAGCGCAAUAGCGAUAGCCGCUUCUUGGCUAAUCAUGUGGUACAAAGUUUCCACUGGAAGGACUUGACUGUCACUGUUAAGGACCGUAGCUCGGGGAAUCCACUAAACUUGAUUACUGAAGUCAACGGCUUUGUAGAACAAGGAGAGCUUUUGGCGCUUAUGGGCCCAUCGGGUUGUGGGAAAACUACCCUAUUGAACCUACUCGCUCGCAGGGAUGCUAGUCCCAGGGCCAAGGUUAGGGGAGAGGCGCUCAUAAACGGCACCCAGGUAGACCGACAAAGUUUUCAACUUCUUAGCUCUUACGUGGAGCAAGAAGACGUCUUGAUCGGGUCAUUAACCGUCAAAGAAACAAUGAAGUUCGCUGCAGACCUCUCCCUACCUGAUUACAUAUCAAAGGAUGAGCGUCUAAGCCGUACCAGCAAGCUUUUGCAUUCAUUUGGAAUCCAAAAACAAGCCGACACCCUGGUGGGAACUCCUAUUCGCAAAGGAAUCAGCGGCGGACAGAAGCGACGCCUUAGCGUCGCUAGUCAACUCAUCACUUCCCCCAAAAUCUUGUUCAUGGAUGAGCCGACCAGUGGGUUGGACUCCACUGCUAGCUUUGAGGUGAUAUCAUUCACUAGAAAGCUUGCGCGAGACAAUAAUUCACAAUGCCUCAUUGUCCAUAAGCUUCUAGUGAUAUUGAGUAUCCACCAGCCGUCCACGACAACUUUUGAGCUUUUCGACAAAUUAUUACUCCUUGCUGAUGGCAAAACUUGCUACUUUGGCUCCCUGCACCAAAUAGAGGGAUAUUUUAGCAAGAUUGGGUAUCCAAUACCUUCUCGCACGAACCCAGCAGAGUUUCUACUGGACCUCGUAACGGCUGACUUUGUCCGAGCAAGCGGAUCAGCGGCAGGGAAAAGAGAAAGAAUUCAGUCUGCGUGGGCGGCGUCGACCGAGUCAGAGGCGUUGAUGAUGCAGGUAUCAAUGCAGCCCCAUUCUACAGAGAAGCGCAUGGUUGCUCAGGACCUGGAUCGGCCAAGUUUACUCAAGAUUACACAUACCCUCCUGCAUCGCUUAUUCGUCAAGAGCUAUCGCGAUUUUGUCGCCUACGAGAUACGAAUCCUAAUGUAUCUUGCCCUAGCAAUCAUGAUGGGCACCGUAUGGUUGCGCUUACAGACAUCACAGAACUAUAUCCAGCCCUUCAUUAAUGCUAUUUUCUUCGGCUCCGCAUUCAUGUCUUUUAUGGCAGUAGCCUAUGUACCCGCGUUUCUGGAAGACCGCGCAACGUUUGUCAAAGAGCGCGCCAACGGCCUUUAUGGACCUUUGCCAUUUAUGGUAUCGAACUUUCUUAUUGGCCUGCCAUAUCUAUUUUUGAUUUCAGUGCUAUUCUCGGUCAUUUCGUAUUGGCUUUCGAAUUUUUAUCCCAAUGCCGAUGCUUUUUUUACGUGGGUAAUGUGGAUUUUUUUGGAUCUCGUCGCUGCCGAAUCCCUGGUUGUAUUCGCAUCAUCAAUGUUCCCGAACUUUGUCAUCGCAUUGGCUAUCGUGGCGUUCGCGAAUGGAUUAUGGAUGUGUGUUGGGGGAUUCCUGGUUCCAUUGGGGCUGCUCAAUCCAUUUUGGAAAUACGUUUUCCAUUAUAUUGACUAUCAGGCGUAUGUGUUCCAGGGAAUGUUGGUAAACGAGUUAUCACGCAGGGUCUAUUCAUGCGAUGCGAAUUGUCAUUGCAUGUUUUCGACAGAUUUGGCCCCUCAGUGCCAGAUUCGAGGAUCGGGAAUUUUGGAACUUUAUGGGUAUUCAACAGGCAAGACGGCCGAGUGGGUGGGAAUACUACUUGCAAUUAUUGCUGUAUACCGCCUCUUGGGUUGGAUUGCCAUCGCUCUGCGCCAUAGAUAA